Molecule: messenger RNA, 390 nt
Organism: Anisakis simplex (herring worm)
Lineage: Eukaryota; Metazoa; Nematoda; Chromadorea; Rhabditida; Anisakidae
Source: the annotation of a GenBank genome assembly
ACUGAUCAAAAGGCAUUGGCGAUCGAUACGGAUCAGUGUAUAAAACGAUUGCGAGAUUCCGACAAUAAUAAUAAUAGUAAUAACGAGUAUAAUAGUAAUAAUAAAUGUGAUAUAAAUUGUAACAAUUUAAAUGCAGAGCCAUCUACAAACGCACGAUUCUCAUUACAUUGCAAAGAGGUGAAGCCAUCGGAGAGCCGUGAUUCGUGUCAUCGACUAGCGGCGAAAAGGCAGCCUUACAACGGGGAUUACGCUAAUGACAAUGAGAAAAUUGGAGCGUGCAGAGAUAGAAAAUUGGAUGAACGAAGAGCGAUAGAUACUAGGAAUCGAGGAGAGAGCAAAGAUAGAAAUUUGGCCAGGGAAUAUGGCGAUCGUAAGCGAAGGAAAUACUGA